CACACUUCUUACUAUAUUCCCCGUGCUCCUUUCUUGCCCUUCCCCAUCUAGUUUCUUGCAGCACUCCUUCGCCAUGUCCUAGCAACAACUCGUUUCUUGAUCCAUCCGAGCAAAGGCAAGGCAGAGCAGAGCAUUUGAGUGUUCCGUCCAUCUCAGCUAGCCGCCAUGAUCACGGCGCUGGACCUGUACCACGUGCUCACGGCGGUGGUGCCGCUCUACGUGGCCAUGACGCUGGCCUACGGCUCCGUCCGCUGGUGGCGCAUCUUCACCCCCGACCAGUGCUCCGGCAUCAACCGCUUCGUCGCGCUCUUCGCCGUCCCGCUCCUCUCCUUCCACUUCAUCUCCACCAACAACCCCUUCGCCAUGAACCUCCGCUUCCUCGCCGCCGACACCCUCCAGAAGCUCAUCGUCCUCGUCCUCCUCGCCCUCGCCUCCUCCCGCCUCUCCCCGCUCCGCGCCGCCGCCUCCCUCGACCGGGUCAUCACGCUCUUCUCGCUAUCCACGCUCCCCAACACCCUCGUCAUGGGCAUCCCGCUGCUCAGGGGCAUGUACGGCGCCGACUCCGGCACCCUCAUGGUGCAGGUCGUCGUCCUCCAGUGCAUUAUCUGGUACACGCUGAUGCUCUUCCUCUUCGAGUACCGCGCCGCGCGCAUGCUCGUCAUGGAGCAGUUCCCGGACACCGCUGCGUCCAUCGUCUCCUUCCGCGUCGACUCGGACGUCGUAUCUCUUGCCGCGGGGGAGGCUGAAGCGGAGGCGGAGGUCGCGGACAACGGCAGGAUGCGGGUCACCGUGCGCAAGUCCACGAGCUCGCGGUCGGAGGUGGCGUGCUCGCAUUCCCACUCCCACUCGCAGUCCAUGCAGCCGCGGGUGUCCAACCUCUCCGGGGUGGAGAUUUACUCGCUACAGUCGUCGCGCAACCCCACGCCUCGGGGCUCCAGCUUCAACCACGCCGAGUUCUUCAACAUCGUCGGCGGUGCCAAGGGAGGAGACGAGGAGAAGGGCGCCGGUGGCAACUCGCCGCAGCCGCAGCAGCUGGCGGCGGCGGCGGCGAAGAGGAAAGACCUGCACAUGUUCGUGUGGAGCUCCAGCGCCUCGCCAGUGUCGGAGCGCGCCGGCGGCGGCGCGGUGCAUGUCUUUGGGGCCGGCGCCGAGCAUGGCGACGUCCUUGCCAAAGGAGCCCAGGCUUACGAUAAGUAUGGCCGUGACGAUUUCAGCAGGAGCAAGAACGGGAAUGGCGCUGAGAAGGGCGGGCCGACCCUGUCCAAGCUCCGGUCCGAUUCGACCGCCCAGCUCUACCCCAAGGACGACGGCGAGGAGAGGCCGGCCACGAUGCCGGCUGCGACCGUGAUGACGAGGCUCAUCCUGAUCAUGGUCUGGAGGAAGCUGAUCAGGAACCCCAACACUUACUCCAGCCUCCUUGGUGUCAUCUGGUCCCUUGUCUCGUGCAGGUGGGGGAUUGAAAUGCCCGCGAUCAUCGCCCGGUCGAUUUCGAUCCUGUCAGAUGCAGGGCUUGGGAUGGCCAUGUUCAGUCUAGGCUUGUUCAUGGCAUUGCAGCCGCGGAUCAUUGCCUGCGGGAACACCCUCGCUGCAUUUGCAAUGGCCGUCCGGUUCCUCAUGGGUCCGGCCGCCAUGGCUGCCGCCUCCAUUGCUGUCGGGCUGCGCGGAGUUCUUCUGCACAUUGCCAUUGUUCAGGCUGCCCUGCCUCAAGGAAUCGUGCCGUUUGUGUUUGCUAAGGAGUACAACGUUCAUCCUGACAUCCUGAGCACAGCUGUGAUCUUCGGGAUGCUCAUUGCUCUGCCCAUCACACUGGUCUACUUCAUUCUGCUAGGGCUUUGAGCUCUCUCACCUCUCAAGUGCGCAAAAGCUUGGUGCUACUGACGGUCUUGUUUAGGAUCCAUGACUGCUGCUGCUUUUUGUUUGGAUAAUCCUACUAGGAUCAUAGGUCAGUAGUAAGUAACUCAACCACUGAUAGUAAUAGCAUGUCUGGUGUCUAGGUGAUGACAGUUUCAGAUUGAAGAAAUACUAGGAUUCUGAUGGGCAUUGGUAUUUAGAAACAGAAAGGAUAUUUGCGAUGACAGUCAUCUAAUUUGUAAGGCAUUGUUAA
This is a messenger RNA of Phragmites australis (common reed), 2104 nucleotides long. Its product is annotated as probable auxin efflux carrier component 1d. The transcript has 6 exons. Gene Ontology annotation, biological process: auxin polar transport; auxin export across the plasma membrane. Gene Ontology annotation, molecular function: auxin efflux transmembrane transporter activity. Gene Ontology annotation, cellular component: endoplasmic reticulum; plasma membrane. Bases 166 to 1836 code for a protein of 556 amino acids. Lineage: Eukaryota; Viridiplantae; Streptophyta; Magnoliopsida; Poales; Poaceae. The record is from RefSeq and is a predicted model, not a curated record.